AUGCCUGAAGUCGGAGAAGUAGCUGAUCCUUGGCCCCGCGGUACCCUCGCGACCGCCAAGCAGGGCGUUCGUGACCUGUUUCGCUGGAAGCAGCGUACCCAAAUCACCAACGACUUUGGCGAGUCGCACUUUGUCUGGCAGAAUCCCGAGCCGCUGCAGAACCCCAUCAAGCUCUUCGCCCAAUUGUCAGCGAAGGCAUGGCUGUUCUUCAUCGUUGGUCUGGCUGCUUGGACCGCAGACGCCUUCGAUUUCCACUCUCUGUCCAUCCAGACCGUGAAACUCGCCAAAUACUACGACACUACAAAGACCAAUGUCACCACAGCCAUUACCCUCACCCUCCUCCUGCGCUCCGUGGGUGCUGCCUUCUUUGGUGUUGCGGGUGACAAAUAUGGUCGCAAAUAUCCCAUGGUUGUGAACAUGAUUGUUCUUGGUCUCCUUCAGAUCGCAACCAUCUAUUCCAAAACCUUUAGCCAGUUCCUUGCUGUGCGCUCUCUGUUCGGUCUCUUCAUGGGCGGCGUGUAUGGAAACGCCAUUGCCAUGGCUCUCGAGAAUUGCCCCGCCAAUGCCCGUGGUCUGAUGUCCGGAAUCCUCCAGCAAGGCUACUCUUUCGGCUACGUUCUUGCCGCGUGCGUCAAUCUCGGAAUUGGCGGGUCUACCAACUCCUGGAAGAUUAUGUUCUGGGUCGGUGCUGGUUUCUCCAUCGCCGUUGGCCUGAUUCGUCUAGCCUUCCCUGAGUCGCGCCAAUUCAUCGAAGCGAAGAAAGAAGGUACCAAGAACACCUCAGCUGGCGCUUUCUGGAAGGAGACCAAGACCAUGCUGCGCCAGGAGUGGCGCAUGUGCGUCUAUUGCAUCAUUCUGAUGACCUGGUUCAAUUACUACUCCCACACUAGCCAGGACAGCUACACUACAUUCAUGCUCACGGAGAAAGAGCUCUCCAACGCCCCCGCCACCCGCGCCUCCAUCCUCAUGAAGACCGGCGCCUGCGUCGGCGGCACCAUCAUCGGCUACCUCUCCCAAUGGAUCGGCCGCCGCCGCGCCAUGUUCAUCAGCGCACUCAUGUCCUGCAUCCUGGUCCCCGCCUGGAUCCUGCCCACGACCGAGCGCUCCCUCUCCGCCUCGGGCUUCUUCAUGCAAUUCUUCGUGCAGGGCGCCUGGGGCGUCAUCCCCAUCCAUCUGAACGAACUCUCUCCUCCGGCCUUCCGCUCCGGCUUCGUCGGCGUCACCUACCAGAUCGGCAACAUGAUCUCCAGCCCCUCGGCGCAGAUCGUCAACGCCUUGUCUGAAAGCCACUUCCUCACCGCGCCCAGCGGCGACCGCGUCGAGGCCUACGGCCCUGUCAUGGGCAUCGCUACCGUCAUCAUCGCGCUGGGUAUUGCCGUCACUGUCAUGCUCGGCCCUGAGCACAAGGGUACGCGCUUCGAGCUGGCCAAGCCCGCUGGCGUCCAGGAGGAGGAGAUCCGGCACAAGCUUGGCAGCGAUGCUGGGCUCGAGCGCGGUGAGGUGGAGAAGGUGACCACGGGGCAGUUUGAGACUGUCGAGGCUGCGGGCAAGUCUGAGAAGGUUUGA
This is a messenger RNA of Cyphellophora europaea CBS 101466, 1566 nucleotides long. RefSeq lists its product as uncharacterized. The transcript has 3 exons. NCBI's taxonomy places the organism in Eukaryota, Fungi, Ascomycota, Eurotiomycetes, Chaetothyriales, Cyphellophoraceae. Bases 1 to 1566 code for a protein of 521 amino acids. Gene Ontology annotation, cellular component: plasma membrane. Gene Ontology annotation, biological process: carboxylic acid transport; transmembrane transport. Gene Ontology annotation, molecular function: carboxylic acid transmembrane transporter activity. The record is from RefSeq and is a predicted model, not a curated record.